Molecule: messenger RNA, 6648 nt
Organism: Echinops telfairi (small Madagascar hedgehog)
Lineage: Eukaryota; Metazoa; Chordata; Mammalia; Afrosoricida; Tenrecidae
Gene: ZNF398
Product: zinc finger protein 398
Exons: 6
Coding region: 431-2392 (653 amino acids)
Biological process (GO): regulation of DNA-templated transcription
Source: RefSeq, a predicted model, not a curated record
ACAGGACAUUAUGUUUGGUAAAGUAGAUGAUGAGGGGGAAAAAAAAAGAACUCUGAGUGAGAUGGAUUGUCACGGUGGAUGUAGCAACUGGCUUUAAACAAUAUAGGACCAUGCUAUGAAUCAGAACCAACUCGAUGGCACCUAUCAGUAACAACACUUGAUAAAUUUGAGGUGGGAAAGCAAAGAAAAAGUUGAAUUUAAGUCUGUCUUUAAUUUCAAAGUAGGAGGCCAGGAAGGAAGUGUGGAGUGGAGAAGAGGUCUCUUGAACUAGCAUCUACAGCACCACUUGGGUUCCUGUCUCAAUUUUCUCCUAGACCCAUGCAAUCAGAAUCUGCAUGUUAACAGGAUCUCUAGAGAUUCUUGUGCUUGUUGGUCCGAGAAGUACGAGGGGAUUUCAAGAAGUUGAUGGAAAAAAUGGAAUUGGAAGAUAAUGGAAUUUUUUCAUGGAAUUUUUGGAAGUCCUUUCCUGUGCCGUGACUGCAAGACUUCUGAAUGGGACUCUGAGUGUCUGGCAUCCCUGCAGCCCCUUCCUCUCCCUACACCCCCAGCCUCAAAUGAGGCUCACUUGCAGACAGCAGCCAUCUCACUCUGGACGGUGGUAGCAGCUGUGCAGGCCAUAGAGAGAAAGGUGGAGGUCCACAGCCGGCGACUCCUGCACCUGGAGGGGCGCACAGGGACGGCCGAGAAGAAGCUGGCCAGCUUCGAGAAGACAGUGGCCGAGCUUGGGAACCAGCUGGAGGGCAAGUGGGCUGUGCUGGGCACGCUGCUGCAGGAGUACGGGCUGCUUAAGCGGCGGCUGGAGAACAUGGAGAACCUGCUGCGUAACAGGAACUUCUGGAUCCUGCGGUUACCCCCAGGCAUUAAAGGAGAUGUCCCAAAGGUGCCUGUGACUUUUGAUGACGUCUCCAUCUACUUUUCCACCCCAGAGUGGGAAAAACUGGAAGAGUGGCAAAAGGAACUGUACAAGAGUAUCAUGAAGGGCAACUACGAGUCCCUCGUCUCCAUGGAUUAUGCCAUGAACCAACCUGACGUCUUAGCUCAGGUCCAACCAGAAGGAGACCAUAACCCAGGGGGCCAGGCGGGGCCGCAGGAGAGUGAGAUCCCCACAGACCCAGGUGAAGAACCUGGUAUUUCAACAUCAGACAUUCUGUCUUGGAUCAAACAAGAGGAAGAGCCUCCGGCUGGGGCCCCACAGGAGGUGAAGGAGAGCGAGUUGUACUCCAGACCCUAUGUCGACGGGGAGCUGGUGGUCAAGGCAGAAGGCCUUGCUGGUGCGCCCCUGUGCUCAGAGGUUCCGGUCACCUUCUCCUCUGCUCCCGCACCCACAGUCAAGGACACCUUCCCAGACGUGACUUACAAAGGCCACCAGUCAGCACCCAUAGUGCCCUUCGCCCAUCCUGCUGCUGACCUGGCUGGAGCCUCUGAGGGCCUGGUGACUUUCACCCAGCUGGGGAACUACCCACUGGCACCUCCCACUGGUGACCCGGUGUUCUCAGGCCGCCUCUGUGGCAAGAGUCUCGGCCGGGAUGCUCUACUGACCCGUGAGUGUGGCCACACUGGAGAAUGCCCUUCGCCCUGUGCCCCUCGCCCCAAGCACUUUCCACAGCCGGCUGGCCUUGGCGGUGUUCCCCAGGACUCUGCCCAUGAGGCCCCCCCCACCUGCCCUCACUGUGCCCGGACUUUCACUCACCCGUCUCGGCUCACCUACCACCUGCGAGUGCACAGCAGUACCGAGCGCCCCUUCCCGUGCCCCGAUUGCCCCAAACGCUUUGCCGACCAGGCCCGGCUGACCAGUCACCGCCGAGCCCACACAAGUGAGAGACCCUUCCGCUGUACCCAGUGCGGCAGGAGCUUCAGCUUGAAGAUCAGCCUCCUUCUGCAUCAGCGGGGCCACGCACAGGAGCGGCCCUUUUCAUGCCCCCAGUGUGGCAUCGAUUUCAAUGCCCACUCGGCGCUGAUCCGCCACCAGAUGAUCCACACGGGCGAGCGCCCGUACCCCUGCACCGACUGCAGCAAGAGCUUCAUGCGCAAGGAGCACCUGCUGAACCACCAGCGGCUGCACACGGGCGAGCGGCCCUUCCAGUGCGCCCACUGUGGAAAGAGCUUCAUCCGCAAGCACCACCUCAUGAAGCACCAGCGCAUCCACACGGGCGAGCGGCCCUACCCCUGUGUGCACUGUGGCCGCAGCUUCCGCUACAAACAGACCCUCAAAGAUCACCUGCGCUCCGGCCAUGGCGGUGGCUGUGUGGGUGAUGGUGACCCACCUACACAGCCGCCGGAGCCUCUGGGGCCCCUCGUAACUGAACUGGAAACCUCUGGCCUAAGCGUAGGCACUGUCGGUUUGGAGGCCAGCCAUUGGUAUGGGGAAGGAGGUGCAGGGGGUGGGUUGUGAAUCUUUCCAUUUGUGGUGCUCCGAGCUCACAGUGGGCAGAGGGUCCCGGAGAAAGCCCGAGUGAAGAUUCUCUGGCUCUUUGGGGCCUUGAGUUCUGGAAUGCCACCCCAUGACAGGGUCCCUACAUUGUGAAGACCUGUGAGCCCCGGAGAGGAUCCCAGCAUCCUCAUCUUGUCAACGUCUUCAUGUCAGCCAAGAGGCUGACGCAGGAUGACGAGCUGUCAGAGCCUGGGGCGUGAAUAGGCCUCAAAGUCGAGGCCUGGUGUGAGGCACGAGAACAAGAACCUGGGACUGAAGCCUGUCCGGUUCCUGAGUGGGUAAAGGGAGUGUUGGAAAGGGCACCUGCCCAGCCACCGUCUGCCCUUUCCUCACUUCUCUUUAUUCCCGCUGCAGUCUCUUCAUUCAAAUCUCCAUACUUCACUCUUUCCGUGUUUGCUCUCGGCCUGAGAGGACAGCACACCUGACUUUCAAAGCCUUGUCAGGAGAACAAUUCUUUUCUUCCGUUGCUUGAUUUCAAGCAGCUAGGCUCCUGCCGGCAUUUAAGCUUCUACAUACCUUUGCCAAGGUUGGAGUUAAGAAACCAAAAUUGGGGUUCCGUGGCCCAGCUUGAAAAGCUGGAGAUGCUGAGAAAUCACUGGCACAUCACUCAGAACAGUCUAGAACUCGUGUCCACGCUGUUUCUCAGAGUCAAUCACAUCAAAUUCCUAUCUUUCUAAGCCAAUAAACUGGCUUAUCCAUUCCUAGUGUCUCAUCAUCUUUACAGCCAUCAGAAGAGGUGACAGAACUUUCUAGAGCCAUCAUGGAGUUUCAGAAAGCAUGGUGGACUCAGAGCCUCCACCUCCUUGAUAGUGAGAUGCUGGUAGUGUUAGUCACAGCUUUUUUAGCCACCAGAGUAUCUCCACCCCAGCCGGCGAACCCUCAUUGACCGUGGACAAAUUGAGGGUCUUCUGAAAUAACUUAGGGCUGAGACCUGUACACAGACGAGGGACAGCGUGUCCCUCCUUGUCUUGCUUUUACGGACCUUGACUACCAUGUUUUCUUUGUCAAGGUUUAAUCACCUGAGGAUAUUCUAAGCCUAGCCCUCCUUCCUCUCCCUUCGUGACUGGGGAUAAGUCCCUUUUCCCAGACAGAUUUUAAAUGCUCUGCAAGAUGAGACUGUUGAAAAGGGGGGAAGGCGAGCCUCUAGAAACUAAAAAAAAAAAAAGCAAACCCUGUGAUACAACCCUUCUCUUGCCAAAAUUCUGUCUAUCUCUGGCUUCUGUCCAGGCAGCGCCAAAUAAAACAGCAAAAUCAAAGCAGACAUUCCUGCUGCAACUUGACUGAAAUGAUUGUAGUUGUUUUCCUCUUGCGUCAAGCCUGAGGUAGAAGACAGGCAGAGAAGGCAGAAACCCUAAGUAUGGGGCAGAAAAGUGGUUGAUUCUCUUGUUUCCCUCGGAUCUUUCCAUGAAGCCCAGAACUAGGUCUGCGAAGAUUUGCACAGGACACCGGAUGAAGUGACGGGGGAGAGGGGCACUUGACUUUCCUCAUCACCUAGCCCACUCUUCACCCUGCCUCACUGUAGGUAGCCAGCAUAGCAAGAGGUGCUGCCCCAGCUACGUGCACUGGGAAAACUGUCUGAACAUGCUCUUGCAUCCGCUGCUUGCCGCACAGUACCAGAAACCACGGAAAACAGGCAUGAGACCCUGUCUGUUGUAGCUUUUAACUCACAGGUGUCGGCGAUGAGGAAAGCAGGGUUGUAGAACAAACCAAGAAAAACAAUGGGCGGAACCACAGCAUAUUAGGAUUAAGAGCUUUCUCGCCAGAAUCUAGACCUUUGUCAUGGGAGGAGGAGGGGUCGGGAGGGGUUGGCGUCUAGGGAUCCAAAAGGCAGAGCUCCGAUCUGAUGGGCAGCCCACUAGGAACCUGAGGUUAGCCUCGGCUUUGUCACGCUUUGAUUAACUUGCUGCCUAGUUUAUUCUGAUUCAUAGGAACUCUAUAGAACUGCCUGCAGGGUUUUCAAGGUUGUAAAUCAACACAGCAGGGACGGCCUCAUUCUCUUUUGGAGUAUCUGGUGGGUCAGUGUCUACAAUCCCAGUUAAGCAGCUUGAUGUUUAACCCACAGUGUCACUAGGACUUCGUGUACCUUGAUUAUCUUCAUGAAAGUAGAGGAAAAUGGAAGGGCCCUCUAGCUGGUGAGCCUUUUCUGAAUGGAUUUGAGCAUUUGUCAGAUAGGGGAAAUUCCUACACCGGUGUGAUUUUGCACUAGACAACACCUAAAAUUCCUUUCCACUCCAAGCUUAUCAAUGAAAAAGACAAUUAAAAAUGCCACAGGUAUUUUCCACACUUACUUAGAGCCAGCUUGGCACCCAAACUUUAGCAAAAAGUGAACACAACUCAAAUGCCAGUCAUUUAAGAAAGAGCCAAGAGCGCGAAUGAAAGAAAUGUGCAGGCCAUUCGAGGAAGAUGAAAGUGGGCGUUAUCCUAAUCCUCGGCCCUAGCAGAAACCGGGAAGCCAACCAUCGCACCGCUGGCUCUUUCCCUAAACCAGGCUCUUUCCCUAAACCAGUUCCUAGUAGGUAGAGUUCCAGGCUCGCUGUAAAGAAUUAGGAUUCCAAAGUUUAUACGUAAAAUGGAUCCGGGAAAAAGAGAAGCUAAGCUCUAACAGAAAUGCCCAGUGUGUGGAGAACCUCUUGGCCUAUCAAGGCCUCUUGAGAGAAACUUUUAACGGUAGAGUUAAAGAUGUGCCAGAGGAUGUGUAUUCUAGGAAAGAGGAAAACUACUCUUGGGCUAUUCCCCAGCAUGACUCCGGCUGAGAAGUUAGCUCGCUCACAAGUGGGCACCCUAUCCCUGAUCUUUGAGUAUUGGAGCAGCCAUUGGAUCCAGGGAUCGAGCAUAACCAGGUCCACUCUGCUUACAAGUACAUCAUUGGCACUGCCCAGUGAACCUUGGGUUCAGCCACAGACCUGGAACAAAGUGAAAGCUGAUUGCUUGUCCAGGAAGUGGAAGGCGAUGACUCCAGUCCUGCUGCCUUGGUAGUGGAAGUGCUCGGGCUCCAUGCCGUCCAGAGGAGCGCGGUUCCACAUAAACCUCUCGAUGUCUCGAGCCAGUCCACAGAGUCCCUGUUGGAGCUUCUGUUGGGCUGCUCUCCAGAGCACCUGGAAAAGACAACCUUACCUGCCCUAACUAGCACCUGGCCCUGGGCCUCCCCAAGGAGUAACACAUUUCCUGUCUCAGUGCUGCAGGGCCUCCCAAACAUGUCCUCUCUGAUGAGAUUCCUCUUCAGAAGGAUCCCUGCCCCCUUAGUUUUAGCUUCUUAGUCAAAAGGCAGUUUCUAGGGAAUGACAAGCUCCUAGGGAAGGGGGCCACUGUCUGAUGUGUCCUCCCUUGUGAGGUGUGGCUGGUAACACCAUACCUGUGUUCUCACUCAUCUGGGCAGCCAAGGAAGAAACUCUCAGGGUUUACAUAGAGGCAUUUUUUCUUGGGACAUGCCAACCUCUUACAAGCAAAAAACACUUGAGUUACAUUUGGUGGAACGAGAAGCACAUGGACUUUUCACAAGGGGUCAGUGGCUUAGCACUGCUCGAUAUUAAAAGCAGACUUGAGUUGGGGCUAGAUUGAAAUCCAAGCUCCACCACAGACAAUGGAUGUGUUCUGUAAUCCUCCUCAGUUCCUCCCUGUGAGACAGGAUAAUGCCCACUUCUCAGAGGUGUUAGGAGAUGUAAGGGAUUGAGCACAGAGCCCGGCAUGUAGGUGACUGCUGGGAAAGCAGUUUAACAGGACCCAGUAGGGCAGGGUGGGCAGUCUUUGGCCAGGCGGUAUUGAGAACGGGGGCUGCUUCACCAAGUGGCUUCUCGUGCUGUUGCAGCUCGUCCCCUACUGUUGUCCUUUGCUUCCACUAGUCCUCAGCUUCGCAAGUGUCAGUGUUCCCUGCAUUUGUGUGGCUCUGGCAUAGCUUUCGUUCCUGUUCUGAGAGGGCUCCCUUUCUAUUCCAGCCCCCGGAGUUAGUGCUUAUCCUGCUUCAAGCACUGCUGUGGAUUCCCUGGGGAGCGGCCUGUUGGAUCCUGUGAACAGGUCCACAGUGACACAGCAGUAUCUCGCACACUGCCAGCAUGAAGAAGAAAUGUUUAACUUGAGAGACUUCCAUCUUGUGCGCAGUUGGUCAAUUAAAUGGCCUCCCACCAAAGAAGGCAGAUGGCCACAGGCCAGUCGGAAGUGAAGGUGCUGAAAUGCCCUCAAUGAUUGCCAGGUUACAUUUCAAAUAAAAUAUUUGCUAAGGG